Molecule: messenger RNA, 677 nt
Organism: Telopea speciosissima
Lineage: Eukaryota; Viridiplantae; Streptophyta; Magnoliopsida; Proteales; Proteaceae
Product: protein SMAX1-LIKE 4-like
Exons: 2
Coding region: 117-677 (186 amino acids)
Source: RefSeq, a predicted model, not a curated record
ACAGUCUCACCUGUUGUGCUGAUUGUAUCUCCAAUUUUGAAAAAGAGGCAGCCAUAUUCACAUCAGGCCAGCAAAACCCAUCUUCCUCUCUUCUUAGCUCUUGCAAUUCCAAAGACAUGGUCAAGGGUCCAACCAACUUGCCUUACUGGUUGCAGCCAUAUAAAGCUGACACCCAUCACAAGGAUGAUUUGGUUGAAUUGAAGAAAAGAUGGAACAGGUUAUGCCACAGCCUACACCAUCUAAGGCCUAAUCACAUCCUCCACCAUAAAGGCUCUUCCUUAUUCAACAACCAAAACUCAAGUGCCAAGAGGUAUACCUAUUCAAAAUCUUACCCUUGGUGGCCUUCCACAUCUCAGUACAAUCAAACCAGCAUUUUCCCUGAAUCGACUUCGAUUUCUUUCACCGAGUCUAUAUCGGAGACCAACCAUAUCACAAGCAUUGCAUCUCAAUUGAGAAGUCACGAAUCACGAACAAUUGAAUUUGGUUUCACUAAUGAAGAGGCAUGGGAACACCGGCAGUCAGAAUUCAGCUUGGAUUUUCUGAAAAGCAUGGAAAGCCAGGAAGUGAAGACCACUCUUGCUCUUGGCAAUCCUCUUUUCUCAGAUUCCAUGGCAUCCAAGGUUCAAAAAAGGAAGGAAAGAUGGACCCAAAAAGUGAUCUCUGUAUCUAUUGCAUGA